AUGGGCUCUAAUAAUUUUUUGUCGUCGAAAAUUCCUAAUGAAUACAGUAGUUUGAUAAAGUUGAAGGAUCUGUCGAUGUCGGAGAUGAAUUUAUAUGGAGAAAUUCCGGACUGGAUUGGUAAUUUUUCAAAUUUGGAAUCCCUGAAGCUUGCGUGGAAUAAUUUCAGAGGGAAAAUUCCGGAGAACUUGUUUUUGUUAAAGAACUUGAGGUUUUUGAUGUUAUCUUUUAACAAAUUGUCAGGUGAAAUUCCGAAAGAAAUCAAAUGCUUGGCAAUGGAAGAAAUCUAUCUUUCGGUUAACGAGUUAACGGGUUCGAUUCCUGAAGGUAUUGGUCUAUUGAAGAAUUUGACAUACUUAUAUCUGCGUGACAAUGGAUUAUCAGGUGAACUGCCCAAAGAACUAGGUUUACAUUCCACGCUACAUUUUCUUGGUGUCUCAAAGAACAAUCUUUCAGGUAAUUUACCAGAAAAUUUAUGUUCUGGUGGUGAGUUGCAAAAAAUUACGGCUUCUUCAAACAAUUUUGCAGGAAAAUUAUCAAAAUCGCUUUUGAAUUGUUCUAGUUUGUCGUUCUUUUCACUUGGCAAUAACAUGUUAACGGGUGAGAUCCCGGCUACUUUUUGGUCAUCCAUGAAUUUAUCGGUGGUAUACAUAAACGAUAAUAAGUUUUUUGGCGAACUUCCCAAAAAGUUGAGUCCAAAUUUAGUCUUUCUGGACUUAGCAAACAACAAUUUUGGAGGCAAUAUACCAAAUAAUAUUGGUUCACUUAAUGGCUUGAUGUUACUUUCUUUAAGGUCAAACAAUUUCAAUGGGUUAAUCCCCGAAGAGAUUUGUCAUCUGCAGGAACUCCAAAUAUUAGACUUAUCGCUAAACAAUCUCUCUGGGAAUAUUCCUAACAGUAUAGGAAGCUGGACUGGGUUUACAAGGAAUUCACAUAUGCACGGCUAUGUUUAUGGAUUUCAGAUGGCUAAGAUGGAAGAUUGGUUAUAUUGUGAAGAUCUCUAUGGUCCAAUAGAGAGCAAGGGAGUAAAUCCUAAGAAGAUAGAAGACAAAGUGUGGAGUGUUGCUAAUCAUAAAGUUAUUAGUUUCAUUCUGCAAUGGGUUGAUGAUUAUAUUUUUCAUCAUGUGGCUAGUGAGAAACUAGCAUAUUCUUUGUGGACAAAGAAGCUGGAGAAAGAACCAAGGAAAGGGAAUGUAACUGACAGACAAGUCAAUUAUGUUACAGUUGUGGUAAAAAGUAGUGAUAUUACUUUAUUAUAUGAUUGUAAUUAUGUAUGUGUGAGUGCUGCAGUUUCUGAUUCAGAGUGGAUAGUAGAUUGA
Molecule: messenger RNA, 1317 nt
Organism: Papaver somniferum (opium poppy)
Lineage: Eukaryota; Viridiplantae; Streptophyta; Magnoliopsida; Ranunculales; Papaveraceae
Product: receptor-like protein kinase 5
Exons: 3
Coding region: 1-1317 (438 amino acids)
Molecular function (GO): protein binding
Source: RefSeq, a predicted model, not a curated record